This is a messenger RNA of Adelges cooleyi (spruce gall adelgid), 3722 nucleotides long. RefSeq names its product chromosome-associated kinesin KIF4 (gene Klp3A). The record is from RefSeq and is a predicted model, not a curated record. Gene Ontology annotation, molecular function: microtubule motor activity; microtubule binding; ATP binding. NCBI's taxonomy places the organism in Eukaryota, Metazoa, Arthropoda, Insecta, Hemiptera, Adelgidae. Bases 236 to 3493 code for a protein of 1085 amino acids. The transcript is spliced from 21 exons. Gene Ontology annotation, biological process: mitotic spindle organization; microtubule-based movement.
CUAUGUUGUUUUAGUAUUGUUUAAAAACUGAAAUAACGAAUUUGUAGGUGUCUGGCCGCUGGUGCCUGGUAUCAUAUUCAUUAUUCUAUACCAAAUAAUUAAAAUGUUCAUAAUUAAAAACUAAAAGUAUCAGUCUUCACUCAUCAUUCAUCAAUGGUUACUGAUAAAUAGACAUCAACUUCUAAGAUUAGUACCUAAUAUUUGUAUGUAAGUGUUUUUAGCAUUAUUUUUCAUUAUGGAUUCAGUAAGAGUAGCUAUCCGAAUACGUCCCCUUGUCAAAUCUGAAUUGGAGCGUGGAUGCUCUAAUUGUGUAUUAGGCGAUCCUAUUAAUCAACAGAUUAUAGUUAACAAUAAUGCUAAUUUGACAUUUACGUUUAAUUAUGUGUUCACGCCAGAACACUCACAAAAUCAAGUGUAUAAAUUGGCAGUUGAAGAUUUAGUUCAAAAAUUGUUUAGUGGUUAUAAUGUUACUAUCUUGGCAUAUGGUCAAACUGGAUCUGGUAAAACUCAUUCAAUGGGUACAAAUUUUGUUGAAAAUAAUGAAGAAGAGAAAGGUAUUAUCCCUCGAGCUAUUCAAAACAUUUUUGACGAAGUUCAACAACGUACAAGUUCAAAUUGCACAAUUAAAGCAUCAUUUAUUGAACUUUACCAAGAACAAGUUUAUGAUUUAUUAUCUCCUAAUCGAUCAAUUCUCGACAUUCGAGAAGAUGGUAGAGGAAUUUGUAUUCCUGGGUUAACUGAAAUAAGUGUGAAUGAUUUUGAUAGUACGCUCCAAUGUUUAACACUGGGUUCGAGUGGCCGUGCAACCGGAGCUACUGCAAUGAAUGCUCAGUCUUCCCGUAGUCAUUGCAUAUUUACUCUAACUAUAAGUCAGAUGCAAGAAGACGGAAAUAAUACAACUGCAAAAUUCCAUCUUGUUGAUUUAGCAGGCUCUGAAAGAAGCAAAAAAACUAAAGCUACAGGAGAAAGAUUCAAAGAAGGUGUAAAUAUUAACAAAGGACUUUUGUCCCUGGGUAAUGUUAUAACAGCCUUGUGUGAAAAAUCUGCUCAUGUCUCAUAUAGAGACAGUAAACUAACUCGAUUAUUACAGGAUUCAUUAGGUGGAAAUUCUGUUACUUUAAUGAUAGCUUGCAUAAGUCCCGCUGAUUAUAAUAUGGAUGAAACAGUUAGUACAUUACGUUACGCAAAUAGAGCACUACAAAUUAAAAACAAACCUGUUGUUAAUCAAGAUCCAAUUACAGCACAAUUGACGGCACUUUCAAAAGAAAACCAUGAGUUGAGACUAAAGAUUGUAGCGAUGGAAGCUAAUGGUGUCAAUAAUUGUCCACCUGAACAUGAUAAUUUACAAAAGACUAACAAAGAACUUCAAGAUAAAUUACGGUCCAUGAGCCAAGUAUUGAGCGAAUAUAUGACUCAAAGUGCAUCACUUAACAUGAAAGCUUUAAUGGCUGAAACUGGACGCGAAACAAUGAAAAAACAUCUUCAUGAACUAAUUGUCGAUCUUGAAAACGCAUUAAAAUCAAACAGCAUUGAAGAAUUUAAAAACAUUAGACAAAAACUUAGCUAUAUACUGGAUGAGCAUAAUCGAACAGAAGUAGAGAUAUAUAGUGACGAUUACGUAACUGCAAAUGAAGAUAUAGAUGAUGAAAAUGCCGAAAUUGACAAUGAAACUGAUCAGACUAAAGAACAAAUGGUUAUGGAAACAAUUCAAUUAAAUCGUGAACUAAAUAAACUUAAUAAAGAACUAGCUAUGAAAGAACAUUUAGCUGCAAAACUUAUAGAGUCAGUCUCACAUAUUGGUGAAUACUGUCCAGAAGAAGACACUGAAGAACUAAAAAAUAAACUUGAACAAUUAAAACAAGAACGAGAUCAGUUAGAAGAAGCCCUUAAAGCGGCUCAUACUAAUAAUAUAAGUACAAAAUUGUCUGAACAAAGAAGGAAAAAAUUGCAAGAGUUGGAACAAAAAAUUGCAAGUUUAACAAAAAAAUGUUUAGAACAAGAUAGAAUUAUCAAAAUGAAAGCCAAAAACGAUCAAAAAGUUGAACACUUGAACAACGAAAUAAAAAGUAUUAAAGUGAUGAAAGUGAAGUUAAUUCAACAAAUGAAAAGUGAAAACGAAAAAUUUAGACAAUUUAAAUUAGAACGUGAUAGAGAACUUUGCCGACUUCGAGAAAAUGAACGUAAGCAAAAAAAUCAAAUGAUUCGUAUGGAACGUCUACAUGUUCGUCAGCAAACUGCAUUAAAGCGUAAACUUGAAGACGCAGCUAAUGUUAAUAAAAGACUAAAGGACGCCUUAGCUGUGCGUAAAGCUAUUGAAGUUAAACGUGAUGAAGCAUUUAUGCCCAAAGCUCAACGUAUACAAAAAUGGGUUAACGAAGAAUUAGAUGUUUUAAUGAGUACAGUAGAUGCUGAAAAAACAUUGGAACAAUUGGAAUUGGAUCGGGAGACUAUUUACAAAAUGAUGCAGAGAUGUGAAGAGCAAUUAGAAACUACAGGAUUAACUGAUGAAUUUAAAUUUGGGCUGAAAAUGGAUAAAAAAGAAAUGACUGAAGAAUUGCAGUUGAGAUCAUCACAAAUAAUGGAUCUUAGACAAAAAAUAUUUGAUAGCAAUGAAGAACUUAUGAAGAAAAACCGGUUUGACCACUUGACAACUGUUGCCGAUACUAAAACUGCUUUAAAGCAUGCUUUUCAUGUAGCUGCUGAAAAUCGAAGAUCAACAUUAGAAUUGCAAAAUCAAGUGGAUGAACUUAAAUUUGCAUUACAUGAGGCAAAGGACACUAUUCAGUAUGAAGAGAAGAAAACAUUAGACGUAAUUUCUAAAAAUCAAAAACAGGUCGAACAACUACAAAAGGAAUAUGAAGAUAAUAUUUUAGUUUUGUUGAGACAACUGAAUGAAAAAGAAAAAUCAUCUACUCUUCGAGGAGAUAACAAUGAAUUAUCAGAUCGUUUAAGAAUUUAUGAUGAACAGCUCAGUAAAUUUGAACAGUUACGAGAAGAAUUGAACCAAAAAGACAAAUUGAUUUCAGAUUUACAAAAUUUAGUUAAUAAUGAUUCAAAUAAAUUGAAAUCCAAUCAUAUCAAAUCUCCUAUUACACCAACGAAUUUUACCAUAGAAGAAGACUCCAAGGAAAACUGUGAUGUUGAAAGUACUCCUCUAAGAAGACGUUUGGAUAAACUAAAAAGAGAAAGCCGAUUGUUUGAUAAGUCUGAAGAACGAUUAAACCGUUUGAACUUAAAAAGAAACGCUGAUGGACAGCCAAUGUGUCUAUGUAUUAAGAACUGUUUGAAAAAUAUUUGCAUGUGUCACAAAAAGAAUAUGUCAUGUUCGAAAUACUGCAAAUGUUCGGCGGCAGUUUGUACUAAUCGAAGUUCUUCUCCGAUUCACGAAUCGAUUGAAGAUUCAUCAAGUGUUGUCCUAAAUCAAACUUUUAAAAAACCCAAGACCGAAUUAUUGCCUACGAUACAGGAUGUUGGGCAGGAACCGUACGAUUGAUUUUAGGAGAUUGUAAAUUACAACGGAAUACUUACUUGUUUUUAUAAAACUAUACGACUCUUUUUGCCGUCUUGACUAUAUCCUAUUUCAUCAUUAUUUUGUGUUUAAUUUUACUAAUUUAAUUACUUAAACCAGUUUUAUUAUUAACAUAUUUUUUAUACAUAUUAAACUAGCUAACUUUUGAUGAUGUGUAACUAUUUUUGCAAUAAAUAUUUAACAUAUGAAUUAA